Anthonomus grandis grandis is the source of this 681-nucleotide messenger RNA. RefSeq lists its product as uncharacterized. NCBI's taxonomy places the organism in Eukaryota, Metazoa, Arthropoda, Insecta, Coleoptera, Curculionidae. The transcript is spliced from 4 exons. The record is from RefSeq and is a predicted model, not a curated record. Bases 156 to 584 code for a protein of 142 amino acids.
AAAAAAGAAAAUGACAGUUCUAAUUUCUGCUUCUUUAUUUUUUUAAUUCUCUUUCAGAAUGAUUUAUUAACGAUUUUCUAUGGAAUGAUUCGUUUAAAAAUUGAUUUUUAUGUACAUGUUAACGGUCCAUUUUAAUUCAAAACUUGACAACGGAAAUGGCGGAGGCAGAUUCCGAAAGUACCGGUAGCGAAAAGCUUAUAAACAGCAUCCGUAAAGUGAAUCAGAUAGUAGUAAAAUGCAGUGAAGAGAAGCUGUUCUCAGGACCAAUAAUUAAAGAUAGUACGCCAAGCUCGAACACUGGAGAAUGGCUUAAAGAAGAGAAGCUACUUUGUGCAUUAAAAACUUCAUUAGACAAGUUUGAAUUUGACAAAAAGUACCUAAUGCUCAGGUCACCAGAUUUUCACCAAAGCUUAGGAAUAUCUGUGGUUCAAAAACUGGAGGAAGAAAAAGCUUUACUGGAAAACAAAAUAGAAAAAAUACAAGAAGAGCAAACCUCAUUAGAAAAUAAUAUUCUGACAAAACUUGAUUCGUGUGUCGCUUAUUUUGACAAUAGCGAAAGUGAAAUAAGUGACGUUUUAAUUUAAUACUUCAAGGUUUUUUAUGUUUUUUUGUAUGUAGCUUUUAAUGUAACGAUAUUUUUAUUAACUUAUUAUUUUAACUAAUAAAUUUUAACUAAUAUAU